AUGGCCCCCAGAAUGUCAGAGACGUCGACGGUUCCUACACCCACUUUUACGCCGGCUCUGGAGCCGCCAGAAGGUGUGCAGUCCAAUCCCGAGCAUCCGGCUUCCUUAGCUAGGCUCGCCGAUAUCACGAUCGGGAUAUGCAUUCCAUUUGUUACCAUAUUUUUUAUCCUGCGAUGCUAUGCCCGCAUUGCUAUUAAGCGCGUAUGGAUAUUCGAAGAUUUCAUAGUGACGGCCGCCUGGGCAGGCACCAUUGCCUACUGCGGCAUUAUGAGGGCUACCAUGUCCCAUCAUGGUGGUCAGCACGGUUGGGAUAUCACGCCGGAUCAACUCCACGAAGCCUCGUACUGGUUUAACGUCGCGUCCAUCGAAUACGGAGUCAUGAUCGGAGUCACCAAGCUUGCGGUUCUCUGGUUGUAUCGUCGCGUCUUCUCGCCGAUCCGAUGGAGUAUAUUUGACAUCGCCAUCGUCACGCUUAUCGUCCUUAUUACCGGCUUCUACGGGAUCACCACCUUCGUCAAGAUUUUCGAGUGUACGCCCCGGGAGAAGAUCUGGAAUAAGCCGCUCCCUGGGACAUGUGUGCAGACGAAUCUAAUAUUAAACGUCAGCGGUGGCUUUAACACAGUGACCGAUUUCUUGAUUCUAUUGCUUCCCGUCCACGCCGUCCGGCAGCUCCAGAUGGAUAAACUAAAGCAAACUCUUGUCGUCUUGGCAUUUACCUUUGGUCUAUGCGCUCCUAUUUUCGCAACAAUCGGCUUCGUCGUGCGUCUCAAGAACAGCGGCAAUCCCGAUACAUCUUGGAGGCAGCCCGAGAUUCUCCUAUGGGGAGCAGCGGAACUCGCCUCCGGCAACCUAUGCGUCUGCUUCCCUGAGCUCGCGUUCCUCUUCCGGAAGCGAAACCGCAAGGCCAAUACUCCAAAUCGCCCGACUGCCUCUCAAGUCAGGGGCUGGAACGAAUCGAAGGGAUCAUCCCAUCCGCCAUCGGACCCAUACUUUACCAAGAGUCUUAUGGGCACGAUGUUUAGCACGAAUGGAGAUGGGCCGUAUAUCGAGCUGCAAGACCAUGGUAAUGAUGUGAAUGUGAUGCCAAUGGGGCAUCUACAUCACAGAGAGAAGCCGGAAGAAGGCGUUGUAAUAAUAAGAAAUGAAGUUACGGUUGAGCGUCAAUAG
Daldinia childiae is the source of this 1167-nucleotide messenger RNA. RefSeq lists its product as uncharacterized. The coding region runs from base 1 to 1167 and encodes 388 amino acids. The transcript has 2 exons. Lineage: Eukaryota; Fungi; Ascomycota; Sordariomycetes; Xylariales; Hypoxylaceae. The record is from RefSeq and is a predicted model, not a curated record.